CCUUCGUAAUUGUACUUCGUCCAUGAUCGUAUUGAGGUUUCUCGAUAACCGAAUACGGGACAUCGCGAUAGUCGGGUAGUCAAGCUCUUAAACACAUGCCCUACGUCAGAUGUGUCAUUCCUGGCUGGGUCGUCCGACGGGGAUUGAUCAGAAUGUUUCAUUCCUCUAUCUGGCUCGUGGCUACAUUUAUUGUAGCAAAUGUAAAGUCUGAAGACUGUAACUGUCAAUUCACAGUGCCCGAUACGCUUGGUCUAAGAUGCAAUGGGGAAGAGACUUUUCGAAUGAAGAGUUCCAUCGAUCAUAUUAAUGCUGAACUGGUCAUUGCUGAACGGAGGCAACAGGCAAUGUCCGAAGACUUCUCACGGGAGAUGUCCAAACUGGACAAUGGAGUGGAAAACAUGAAAAAUGUCAGUACAAUGUUUCGUAUGGAUCUACAGCAAUUACAGUCUACUGUGUCCAACAUGGCGACGGUUGCCGAGGAGGUGAAAGGACUUCGAGAUAUGAUAACCAACUCAAAGGAAUCAUUGGAACCUAAAUUCGCAGCAUUACAAGAACAAAUGAUGGGAAUAGUGGAGAAGUUUCAAAACGAGUCUUCAAAAGUAUCGGAAUAUGCUCACGCGCUGGUUACAUCUCAGACAACCCAGCUAGCCCAUCAUGCGCAGAGUAUCAUAUCCCUCAAGAAAGAAUCGGAUGAGUUAAAGGUUCAAAGUGCAGAACAGAAGGAGAUAAUCGCAGAUCUGAGCCAGCGACUACAGACUGCGGAAGCGGCCUUGAGCACAGACCUUUCCCAAAUACACAGCCUAAAGUCGUCCCUGAACCUUCUUCAGUCCACAUUCACGACGGCAUAUCGACGCAAUAGAGAUGACAUCCAAGCAUUAAAAAAGACAGUUAGCGACCAAGGACGUUAAAUAACCUACUUUAAUGGCGAAAACCGACCACACCGUGAGCCUCCCAUCUCAGACAGGGAGAGGUCAAAAUGUAACAUGGAGGAUGAACGGAAAUUAACAGUUUUCUUUAGAAACAUCUACAUUGUAUAAUAAUAUUUGAAAUAAUAAAAUAACCCCAUUUGAACAAGUUUU
Molecule: messenger RNA, 1079 nt
Organism: Pecten maximus
Lineage: Eukaryota; Metazoa; Mollusca; Bivalvia; Pectinida; Pectinidae
Source: RefSeq, a predicted model, not a curated record